Molecule: messenger RNA, 2754 nt
Organism: Schistocerca nitens (vagrant locust)
Lineage: Eukaryota; Metazoa; Arthropoda; Insecta; Orthoptera; Acrididae
Product: mitochondrial 2-oxoglutarate/malate carrier protein-like
Exons: 5
Coding region: 242-1180 (312 amino acids)
Biological process (GO): phosphate ion transmembrane transport; mitochondrial transport; oxaloacetate transport
Cellular component (GO): mitochondrial membrane
Molecular function (GO): oxaloacetate transmembrane transporter activity; malate transmembrane transporter activity; antiporter activity
Source: RefSeq, a predicted model, not a curated record
UGAAAUGUAAUGUUUCUGGUAACAGGAAGAUAGUCUACCUUUUUAAAAUCAUGUUCGUUAGUGUGCGCCUAGUACCAAGCCUACGAAUUUUAUUGCAAAGUAGUAGUAAGACAGCUGACCGGAGUGACCUCAGAAUGACAUAACAGUGUUGGAGCGGGCAGGCAGUAAGCGUGGAGUUGGUAGAGAGUGAGUGUGUGUUGAGUGUGGUUUAGUGUAGUACCGGCAUAAAAACACAACGAAAAUGUCUCAGGAACCUCCAAAAUCCAUUCCCAAGCACAUAAAAUUUUUAUUUGGCGGUCUGUCCGGAAUGGCAGCAACAUGUUUUGUUCAACCGUUGGAUCUUGUGAAGAACAGAAUGCAAUUAUCGGGGAUGGGUGCCAAAACAAAGGAGUACAAGACGAGUUUUCAUGCACUAACAAGCAUUGUGAAAAAUGAAGGCAUAUUUAGAUUGUACACUGGAUUGAGUGCAGGAUUACUGAGACAGGCCACCUACACUACUACAAGGCUUGGUAUCUACACAUGGCUACUUGAAACUUUCAGUGGGUCUGAAGGGAAACCUCCAGGUUUUGCAAGUAAAGCUGCUAUUGGCAUGACAGCAGGUGCAACCGGGGCCUUUGUGGGUACUCCUGCAGAAGUGGCUCUCGUACGCAUGACGGCAGAUGGUAGACUACCACCAGCAGAGAGGCGAAAUUACCGCAAUGUUGCCCAUGCCCUUUGGCGGAUUGCAUCUGACGAAGGUGUACUUGCACUUUGGCGUGGUGCUGGUCCUACAAUGGGACGUGCGAUGGUGGUAAAUGCUGCACAGCUUGCAUCAUACUCUCAGGCAAAACAAUUGUUACUAUCAACAGGUUACUUUCAAGAAAACAUAUUUUGCCAUUUUGUAAGCAGCAUGAUAUCUGGUUUGUUAACUACCAUUGCUUCAAUGCCUGUUGACAUUGCAAAGACAAGAAUACAAAAUAUGAAGAUGGUUGAUGGAAAACCAGAAUUCAAAGGUGCCAUUGAUGUGCUGAUGAAAGUGGUUCGUAACGAAGGCUUCUUCUCUCUGUGGAAAGGUUUCACUCCUUACUAUGCUAGACUUGGACCCCACACUGUGCUGACUUUUAUUUUCCUAGAGCAGAUGAAUGCAUUUUACAGUGUCCGUGUACUUGGACAAGAUGCCAGCAAGACAAGUGGUCUGUAACAUAUGCCAAGAAACCUUUUCCAUUCCAUUGUAUAGUAACCUUGCCAUAAAUGCAAGCACCAGCACCAUCUUUGUCAUUGGUAAUAUGUUUUACACACAAUUUGUUCUCUGAGACUCUUUUUACUGAAAAGAAAUCCCUCUCUCCUCCGCCUCUAGUCUUUUCCUGUUUUCAUUGCAGUAUUUGAUGUUCGUCCCUUUGUUAACAUCAACACAACAACACACAAAAUGCUGUUUAUAGUAUGAGUCAGAUUAACUUAAAUGAUUAAUGAGUUUGCUAAGUGUGCAUUAAAAAUUUCUUUGUAAAUGAAUGCAAUAGCUGAUUUCUUAAUUUUUUUUUAUUAAUACAAUACCAUUGUUAUACCCCUUAAAGCUAACAUGGAGCAAUUAGCAUAAAAAGUGGUUCCCUUUAUCAUUUUAGUCAGUUUGCUGUUCAUUUAAGCACAGUUGAAUCAUUCCACAGAUUGCAAGUGAUAACACUAUGAAAUGCAUUUAAAAAAAGAUGAAACAGAUAAAGUAGGGAGGGAUUGUGAAUAGUUUCUCGUACACAUACUCUGCCUUUUUAGUUCCUGUCUGGAAAAAUCUUUUAAUACUCAGGAAUUUUUAUGUCACUCAUGGAAAUGAAUGUAUUUAUUGCAUUUGACCAAAAAAAAAAAAAAACUGAUGGGUCUUCGCAAAGAUAUUUGCUGCCUUUGUAGUUGACUGGUAUAGAGUAUAUUCACAACUACAGAAUAAGAAACAAUUUGUGUUGUAAGUUUGGUACUUGUCAAAACCCGUAUUAUAUUCCAUGUUCAGGAUGUGCUGCUGGAAACUGGAUAGUAUGGAUUAUUCUAGUGGAGGAGUAGAUUAAAUGUAGGAAAAUGCUUGGAAAAUGUGACUGGUGUAAGACAUGCAAAAUGCAGCCUUGAUCCGAAAAUUUCAGUUUCUUUAGGUUGCUGAACAUUAUGAUAAAGAAAUGGUUUUAAACAUUGAAAAAAUAAUGAUUGAUUGUGAAACACAAGUAUCCUUAGCUGCCCAAAUUUGACAGCUGUACUUAGGCACAAAAUGUCAUUAUUAUUCUUGGGGGAAAACUAUUUUUAAUAAGCUCGGUUCACGUAGAAAUAAUGAAACCUGUUUCUUAUUUAUAAAAAACUCUAAUGAAUUUGAUACAAAAGAGCAAAGACAAUAAUUGUUUUUCUGCAUAAUGCAGCAUAUUGCUGUCAUCUUGUCAAAUUAUUUUACUCUUGUAAACUGGCUUACACCAGUACAAAUGUAGACUGUAACAGAACUGUAAUUGGUUACAAUAGAUGCAUCUACAAUGUUUCAAUAUGAGUGUUAUGUAUAUUUAAUGCAAGAUAAAUUUUGUUUUAAUAGUAAAAAGAAAUAUUAUAAUAUUGUACAAAUGUGAAAGAUUUAUUGAUGAAAUUUAUAUUUUGGAUUUAUAGUUUUUAAACGUUGUUAUGUAAUGUUGAUGAGUGAUGAAAGUUGAGUGUUGUGUAAGUAAAAUUUGUGAUGUAGUUGUUAAUGUUAUUGUAAAGCGCUACAUGCGAGAUUUUGUGUGAAUAUGUAAUGUAAAAAUACAGUAUUUAAUAUAAUAA